GAUCUUUAGCUGCCUUGUGCAAUACAGAUAGCAAAGGGCAUAAAAAUUGUGAUGACGUCAAGAUUAGCAUCAAUUGUUAUCACACUCGACAUGGAAAGAAUCCAAGAUGCACAAUUGAAUAUAGAUGCUAAUAUUGUAAGGGAAUCGAUUUUGCAGGCUCCAAAAAUAAAAUUGAAGCCAGAGCACAUUAAGGUUUUGGAUAUCAAAAAGCUUGAAGUUGUACCCCCUGAUGCAGAUAGAAGUAAAAUCAAUUUUCAACUUAACUAUCUGAAGAAUUUGCUUCCAUCAGUUGUAGUAAAGGGAAUUAAGACUGCGGAACGUGUUGUUAUCAGUAAAGAAGAAGAUAAAGUGACAAGGAUGGAGAAAUUCAAAUUGUUGGUAGAAGGCACGGGCCUUCAAGAGGUUAUGGGCAUUGAGGGAGUUGAAGGACGUAAAACGCUUAGUAAUCAUAUCAUUGAAGUAGAGCAGACUCUGGGAAUUGAAGCAGCCAGAAAGUGUAUCAUUGAAGAGAUAAAGUUUACAAUGGGAAGCCAUGGAAUGAGUAUAGAUGCACGCCAUAUGAUGCUUUUGGCCGAUGUGAUGACCUUCAGGGGUGAAGUCCUUGGAAUAACAAGAUUUGGAAUCCAAAAGAUGGACAAGAGUGUAUUAAUGCUCGCAUCAUUCGAGAAGACUGCGGAUCACCUUUUCAAUGCUUCUGUGCAUGGAAGAGAUGAUCAGAUUGAAGGAGUAAGUGAAUGCAUAAUCAUGGGCAUACCGAUUCAAAUAGGCACCGGAAUGAUCAAAGUUAAACAAAGAUUGGAUCCUCCGGCGCUGUGUCAAGGUCCCGAUCCUAUUCUGUCUUGAGUUCAUAGUUGUAUAAUUGCUGUGAAGAUAAGAUCAUUCUGUGCAGAGUACUGAAGCAUCAGAAAUUCACUUUUUGGCGUGCCUGCCUGUUCUUAAGAUUACAAACUCUUCCCAUGGCUCAACGUUUUUAUAGAGAUGCAGAAAUUUCAAGGCAUGAGAACAUUUCCAGUCGUGGGGAAUGAGGAGAGACUGAUACAAGAGAAUUAAUUGUAUAUAGGGUUUAUAUUUUAUAAUUAUACUCCACUUCUAUUUUAUUCCCCCAAAUGCGCCAUGUGCGUUCGAUUUUGUGCAAUUAGGCUGACGCAAAAGGUCUCAUAUAGCUGAUUCUUUGUUAAGAAUGAUUAGAAUUGAUGACAUGAUUAUAACAAUAAUUUAUUAUAAUACUAUGAAAAAUAAAUAAGGAGGAAAGAAAUGGGAGGCUUUUCUAAUCUUGAAACUAAAAA
This is a messenger RNA of Neltuma alba, 1286 nucleotides long. Its product is annotated as DNA-directed RNA polymerase III subunit 1. Gene Ontology annotation, biological process: DNA-templated transcription. Gene Ontology annotation, molecular function: DNA-directed RNA polymerase activity; DNA binding. The transcript is spliced from 6 exons. Lineage: Eukaryota; Viridiplantae; Streptophyta; Magnoliopsida; Fabales; Fabaceae. Bases 52 to 843 code for a protein of 263 amino acids. The record is from RefSeq and is a predicted model, not a curated record.